This is a messenger RNA of Rhodotorula graminis WP1, 744 nucleotides long. RefSeq lists its product as uncharacterized. NCBI's taxonomy places the organism in Eukaryota, Fungi, Basidiomycota, Microbotryomycetes, Sporidiobolales, Sporidiobolaceae. Gene Ontology annotation, biological process: peptidyl-proline hydroxylation to 4-hydroxy-L-proline. Bases 1 to 675 code for a protein of 224 amino acids. The transcript has 3 exons. Gene Ontology annotation, molecular function: L-ascorbic acid binding; iron ion binding; procollagen-proline 4-dioxygenase activity. The record is from RefSeq and is a predicted model, not a curated record. Gene Ontology annotation, cellular component: endoplasmic reticulum.
AUGGCCAAGGCCAAAGGAGCCGCACAGCAACCCGCACCCGAAGCCGCGCCCCUCGUCUGGCCCUCCCUGCCCUCGCCUCCUCGUCCCCUCCGCCUCGACUCUCCCGCCGACGGCCUCGUCCUGAUCGACAACUUCUUCUCGCCCAAGACCCGCACCGCCUUCGUCUCGACCCUGUCGACCCUGCGCCUCCAAGGUCCGUCGGCACCCAAGAGGGGCGAGGCGACCCGCACCAACGACCGCUUCUCGGUCCACGAUCCCGCGUUCGCUCAAGCCCUGUGGACCAAGACUGGCCUCGCCGACGCCCUCGCAUCGCUCGAAGGCCGCAACGGCAGGCGUGCGCGAGGCCUCAACCCCAACAUCCGCUGCUACCGCUACGCCGAGGGCGCCUUCUUCGGCCCGCACUUUGACGACGACGUUCACGACCCCAACACGGGCUGGACGACCGAGUGGACGCUCCUCGUCUACCUGACCGGCAAGGAGGACGGCGUCGUCGGCGGCGAGACAGCCUUCUACCCGGCACCGUCCAGGCGAGACAACGGCCCUGCGAUCGUGCCCGAGCUCCUGUCGGGACGAGCGCUCCUUCACCGCCACGGGCAGCACUGCGCCCUGCACGAGGGCCGUCGCGUCGACAAGGGCGUCAAGUGGGUCUUGCGCAGCGACGUCUUCUUUGGCUAGCGUCGUCCCUUUGUAGCCUCCCUUGCGCGAUCUUGUUGUUCAGACUAUGCAUUGCGACCUCGAGUUCCG